Messenger RNA from Diutina rugosa, 1926 nucleotides. RefSeq names its product Abp1p (gene ABP1). The transcript has a single exon. Bases 1 to 1926 code for a protein of 641 amino acids. Gene Ontology annotation, biological process: regulation of actin filament polymerization. Gene Ontology annotation, molecular function: actin filament binding. Lineage: Eukaryota; Fungi; Ascomycota; Pichiomycetes; Serinales; Debaryomycetaceae. Gene Ontology annotation, cellular component: plasma membrane; actin filament; cortical actin cytoskeleton. The record is from RefSeq and is a predicted model, not a curated record.
AUGGAAAAGAUCGAUUUAUCCUCAAAUUCCAGAAAGAUCCAAGACGCCUACGACAACGUUGUCAAUGGCAAGUGCAACUAUGUUGUCUACACAGUGAGUAAGCUGGGGGCUCUUGAUGUUGAAGCCACAGGUUCUCCUGGUGAUCUCGACGAGUUCGUUGAUCAAUUCAAUGACGGACACAUUCAAUUUGGCCUUGCACGCGUCACUGUUCCGGGUUCUGAUGUCACUAAGAACUUAUUACUCGGUUGGUGCCCUGAUAACUCACCCGCCAAGCUCAAGUUGUCUUUCGCCACAAAUUUUGCAGACGUCGCUCGCGUACUCUCUGGUUAUCACAUUCAAAUCACUGCCCGUGAUCAAGAGGAUCUUGAUGUGAAUGAUUUCAUCAAUCGAGUGGGUGCAGCUGCAGGUGCUCGCUAUUCCUUGAAUACCGGAAAAGCUCCUAUAAAGAGUGCCACCUCGCAGUCGAAGCCUGUAACUCAAGCUAAGUCAGAGCUCAAGCCAGUCAAACCCGCUCCAGUUCCCAGUUUCAAGCAAAAGCCCGCUGCUUUGUCGAAGCCAUCCUUCACCCCCAAAACUACGGGCAAGCCCAUUGGCACCUCAAGCUCAACUUCAAACUCCAAGCUUCCAAUCUCUUCUGCUAGUAAAUUUUCUCUGUCAUCAGCGAAGAAUGAUGAUGAUGAUGAUGAUGGGUGGGGUGACGAAAAGGAGUUAGAAGAAAGGGACUUCGACAAGAAGCCCUUAGAAGAUGUUCCCAGUGCCUACAAGCCCACCAAGGUGAACAUCGAAGAAUUGAGAAAGAACAAGCUGGACACUAUCUCGCUGACUCCGAAACCUUUCAAUGCCGAUGCCAAUGACAAGGUAGACGCCGAGGACUCGGAACCCAAGUCUCUCGCUGAGAGAAUGAAGGCUUACAAGGAUAACGAAGAUGGCAGACUAACUGAACUCCCGAAACCCAAAGUUCUGCACAACGUGUCCAACAGAUUCAAACCUGCCGAAUCAAACUCGGGUCCGAAGUUUGGCGCGAAGCCCAACUUUGGUUCCAACAAUGACCGCAAGGAUCACUUAGUUGGCGGAUUACUGCGUGACUUUGGUGGGUCGGAUGGUUUGACACCUGCGCAACAAUGGGCCUUGAAGAAGGGAAAAUACAAGAAGGUCGAUCCUGAUGACAUUGCCGACGGAGUUGCUCAGACUUCGUUGCGCGAUGAUGAGCAACCUGCUCAAUUCACCAAGAAUGAGGAAGAAGAGGAAGAAGCAGAAGAGGAACGAGAAGUUCCGAUUCCUCCUCUGUUGCAAUCAGCCAAAAAGAGUGAACCGGUACGUAGUAUUCCUCCACCUUUCGUGAAGGAAGAUAAUGCCGUCGCUGCUCCCUCCCCGUCAUUGCCCACUCGUGACGAAUCAAACAAAGACGAUCAGGAACAAGACUCGUCUUCGACUGCAAACAACGAGGGAUUGAGUGCUAAUGCCGAAUACGAUCAUGUCACUGAGGAAGACGAUGAACUUGCAUUUGAGGAGGGCGAUGUAAUCAUUCAAAUUGACACUUCCACUGAUGAAGAAUGGUGGAUGGGUACCAACAAGCGAACUGGUAAAACAGGCCUCUUCCCAGCGAAUUACGUGUCGUUAAUUGAAACGUCCCGUACUGAAACCCCAGCUUCUUCCUUGCCCUCAAAAGAUCAACCUGCGCCACCUCUGUUGCCCGUGAGAAAUGAACCCGCAGCUCCCCUGUUGCAUCAAGAAGAAAAGCUGUCAGAAGCAAUCGCUAUUGCCCUUUACGACUACGAGAAAGACGAGGACAAUGAAAUUGGUUUCGCUGAGGAUGACAAAAUCAUUAACAUUGAAUUUGUUGACGAAGACUGGUGGAAGGGAACUCAUGAGAAAACAGGCGAGACUGGUUUAUUCCCUUCAAACUUUGUAGAGCUCCAAAACUGA